Molecule: messenger RNA, 2337 nt
Organism: Macroventuria anomochaeta
Lineage: Eukaryota; Fungi; Ascomycota; Dothideomycetes; Pleosporales; Didymellaceae
Exons: 2
Coding region: 1-2337 (778 amino acids)
Biological process (GO): telomere maintenance via telomere lengthening; regulation of DNA-templated transcription
Cellular component (GO): shelterin complex
Molecular function (GO): telomeric repeat DNA binding
Source: RefSeq, a predicted model, not a curated record
AUGGCGGGGCCCAUUGUAUACGAAGACGUGGCCGAGGGCGCCGAGCUCGAAGCUGGCGAACUCUUCGAGGGCAAGAAGUUCUGGGUCGCGCAACGCGUGCCUCACCGCGCAGCGCUGCGGGACCUGAUCAGAGCCAACGGCGGCAGCAUCGUGCCGCUGGAGAAGCAGGCCGACUGGAUGAUCGCAGACCACUUCCGCAAGGACUGUCCGCCAGGAACAAUCAGCUACGACUUCGUGCACAAGUCCAUUGCAAGCGGCGAGAUCUUAGAUCCGAACGACUUUCCAGCAGGGCCGAGGAUAGGCACUGCACGUGACCCUGGCUCCAUAGUCAGACCUGCAAAGGGUACGAGAGCUGCGUUCACGCCUGACGAGGACCGCAUACUGUACAAGUGGGCCACGGACGCUGCAGCAAGUGGCGUUGCGGUCAGUGGGAAUGAGCUGUACAAGAAGCUGGAGGAGAAGUAUCCGCGACACACAUGGCAGUCGUGGCGCCACCGCUACCUCAAGAAGCUCCAGUAUCAGCCUCCUUCCGCGGUCAACAUCCCGGACAAUGCGCCGCCGUCUCCGCCUUCAAACCAGUCGUCGAGAGCGGCCGCGCCACCUGCAGCGAAGAAGUCGGGACUUGUCAGGGACAAGAACAAGGCUCGGUUCGUGCAAGAAGAACCUGCCACUGCCAGCAUGGGGACAGCUACCAGCGAAGAACCAGCAACAGGCAAGGAAACGUACACCGUCGAUCAACUAGCCGCAACAUUUACAACAGAGGACUGGGAAGAGCUGUACGCCUUCGUUGAAGACAUCGACAGCUGCUCGAAAGAAGACAUGUCUUACGACACAGCAUGGACGAACUGGGCCGAGAAGCAGGACAAUCAAUCGGCUGCGCAGUGGCGGCAGUACUACGAGAAGGUGGUCAGGCCACAGUGGCUGCGAGACCCGGUUUCGAAGAGGGAAUGUAUAAGGAAGAAGGUUGAAGAGAGAAACCAGGACGAUAGCUCGAGUCAGACACAGGGCAAGACUGUUGUUGCGUCUCAGACCGUUGCCGCGUCUCAGGCCGUGGAGUAUGCCUCUGUGGAUGAUCUGGACAAGAUGGAAGGAUGGGCCGAAGAGCAACAUAAGAAACGUCUAAGAGACUUGGAAGCGCAAGGUAGAUCGCCUUUCGAGCUCAAGAAGAACACGUCGAACCUACUGCCUUCAGACUCAAGAUUGGCGUCUGAAUCCACAGCACAGCACGAGACGCCACAGUAUAUCAGGAAUGGAUACGAGUCGGCACUGAAGCGCAUACGGGGCGAAGUAGAGGAUGCGCCAGCACCGACCGAACCAGCUCGGCCCGCGAAGAUCCACAGGAGAACCAGCUUGUCGCCAACUCUAGUGGAGCCAGAAGAGCCAGUGGACUUUGUUGGCACUCGGGAACAGCCGCUGGAUAUCUCUUCAGCUCUGAGCUUCCAACAUGCAAGCGCUGAGCAACCUUUUUCAGAGGAAGCUACGCCUAGCCAGACACAGGAGCAAGCCGCGCAGAUCGAUGAACAGGAAGAAACAGGGAGUACACAGUCAGAGGACGAGUCUGCGCACACCGCUCCACUUCCUCGGCCCCCCAUCGAACUGGAAGACGAAGAUAAUGAUCUCGAGAGCAUAGCUUCCUCCACCGACUUUGCCCACAUUGCUCCUCUCCCCAGGCCACCCCAGAUCCCAGAAGAUGAAGACGACGAAGAUAAUCUUCCCUCCAAUACCCCAACCCCUCGCGUGAACAAAUUCGCCGCCUUCGAUACCCAAGCCAUCCUCUCGCCCUCCCAGAUCUCUAAUCAUAUCAGCAAGCUUCCACGACCACUCCUCGACUCCUCGCCCCCACACCAUCCCGACUCAGACGCCUCAGCCACCCAAUCCCUGCAAGAAUUCAGCAGCUACCUUCAAGAAAACGACCUCGACAAUGCAACACAGACACAAUCACCACUUACCCGGCUCCCACGCCCCGCCUCUCCAACACUCUCAGCCACUUCUGAAGUAUCGAGCACUGGGUCCCGGGAUCCAGACGAGCCUCUUGCUGCUGAUGAGAUGGAAGAUUUCUUCGCCGAGCAGCACGCCGAAGGCUUCUCUUCCGAAUUCAUAACCAAAGCUUUGAAGCGGACACGUUUCCGACCUGGUCUCGCGGUCGCAGUGCUGGAUGCGUGGAAAGCUGGCCGCCCUUUGCCGGCGCAAAGAGGGGUUUGGAGUGUUGAAGAUGAUUCGGAAGUUGAGAGCGGUGAUGGCGCGGCGCUGGCGAGGCUGCAGAAGAAACACACCCUAGACGGCUGGGGCGGUAUAACAGAACGUAUGAACUUCCUCUCCGCAUGGAGUCGACGGUGA